Molecule: messenger RNA, 903 nt
Organism: Aspergillus calidoustus
Lineage: Eukaryota; Fungi; Ascomycota; Eurotiomycetes; Eurotiales; Aspergillaceae
Source: the annotation of a GenBank genome assembly
AUGGCUUAUGAAAAGGACUCUACGAAUUUCAACGACUUGGUGCCCAACGCCGAUAUUCAGGUAGCCUCAAAAGAGUAUAUAUAUGAGGACGACCAAGAGGACGUCUGGUCCUUACGCGAAGGACGCAUUGCCGAUACCCGGCUGAAUCAAAUAGCACGUACAAUCAACGAUGACAACGCCUUGGCCCUGAAGGCUCUGCUACCCACCGAAUACAGUGAUGAGGCAUUCUUUCCGGGGUCUCGCGGCCCGCUUCUCAAAGCACCAGAAGACCUGACUUUGCAACGCGCCACUGCUUUGGUAUGGGCAUCCGCGGGCAGUGUAAAUGUUGUCGAGGAUCCUCUAGACAGAGGGGCAAAUGUCUUGUCCGAACGAGGGAAAGUGUGGUCGGAGAAAUGGCCCACAAACUACUGCGCAGCUUUUUAUCUCGCAGCCAUGAACGGACACGCACACAUAUUGAAAAUUCUCUUCGAAGGUUAUCCAGAGCUCUUGGAGGCUCGAACCGUAUGGGGCCAGACAGCUCUGUUUUUGGCAGCGCAGGGAGGGAACCUCACUGCCGUGGAAGAUCUACUUGCAAGAGGUGCGGACCCUGCAGCAACAGACCCUUUUAAGGAAAUUGCGCUGCAUGUUGCGUGCUCCGGUGGUCACCUGCAAGUGUGCCAGGCUCUUCUCAGGAGCAUCAUACGCAAUGGGGGAAACUAUGAUCGGGCGACGGCUAAGGCAAUUAUAAAUGCGCCUGCGGCAAUAACAGAUUUCUUUCAGGAGGAAUAUCACUCUACAUUUCAGCUAAAGAAACGUCAAAUCUGGGAAAUCAUAUACGGCCCGCGACGCGUGAGAGUAUCUUGUACCUUGAAAGAACCAGUUGAGCUAGUGGAUACUUCGAGUUUUAUUUUAACCACUAUGUGA